Oryctolagus cuniculus (rabbit) is the source of this 7716-nucleotide messenger RNA. NCBI's taxonomy places the organism in Eukaryota, Metazoa, Chordata, Mammalia, Lagomorpha, Leporidae. The record is from RefSeq and is a predicted model, not a curated record.
UACCCUGCUACUUUGCCAAAAUCUUCUAUGAGUUCCAACAGUCUCUUAGUAGAGUUCUUUGGGUCCCCUAAAUAAAGAAUCAUGUCAUCUGCAAAGAGGGAUAGUUUGAGUUCUUCCUUCCCAAUUUGUAUCCCUUUAAUUUCUUUUUCUUGCCUAAUAGCUCUGGCUAAAACUUCCAGAACUAUAUUGAAUAGCAGUGGUGAGAGUGGGCAUCUCUGUCUGGUACCAGAUCUCAGUGGAAAUGCUUCCAACUUUUUCCCAUUCAAUAGGAUGUUGGCUGUGGGUUUUUCAUAGAUUGCUUUGAUUGUAUUGAGGAAUGUUCCUUCCAUACCCAGUUUUCUUAGAGUUUUCAUCAUGAAAGGGUGUUGUAUUUUAUCAAAUGCUUUGUCUGCAUCUAUUGAGAUAAUCAUAUGGUAUUUCUUCUGCAGUCUGUUAAUGUGGUGUAUCACAUUGGUUGAUUUGUGAACACUGAACCAUCCCUGCAUAUGAGGGGUAAAUCCCACUUGGUUUGGGUGGAUGAUCUUUCUGAUGUGUUGUUGCAUUCUAUUGGCGAGAAUUUUAUUGAGGAUUUUUGCAUCUAUGUUCAUCAGGGAUAUUGGUCUGUAAUUCUCUUUCAAUGCUGCAUCUUUUUACAGCUUAGGAAUUAAGGUGAUGCUGACUUCAUAGAAAGAAUUUGGGAGGAUUCUGUCUAUUUCGAUUGUUCUGAAUAGUUUGAGAAGAAUUGGAGUUAGUUCUUCUUUAAGUGUCUGGUAGAAUUCAGCAGUGAAUCCAUGUGGUCCUAGGCUUUUCUUUGUUGUUGUUCUACUGUUUCAAUUUCUGUCUCACUUAUGGGUCUGUUUAUGUUUUCUAUGUCCUCAUGGUUCAAUUUACGUGGUUGCAUGUGUCCAGGAAUCUGUCCAUUUCUGAUAGGUUUCCCUGUUUGCUGGUAUACAGGUCCUUGUUAUAAUUUCUGAUGAUUCUUUUUAUUUCUGUGGUGUCUGUUGUUAUGUUUCCUUUUUCAUCUCUGAUUUUAUUGAUUUGGGUCUCUUCUUUUUUUAGUUAGUUGGGCCAGUAGGAUGUCAAUUUUGUUUAUUUUUCAAAAAACCAGCUCCUCGUUUGGCUGAUUUUUUAUAAUUUUUUUUUAUUAUUCAAUCCUGUUGAGUUCUUCUCUGAUUUUUAUUAUUUCUCUUCUCCUACUAGAUUUGGGUCUGGUUUGCUACAGGUUUUCUAGAUGCUUGAGAUGAAUUGAUCUCAUUUAUUUGGUGCCUUUCCAAUUUCUUGAUGUAGGCACCUAUUGAUAUAAACUUUCCUCUUAACACUGCUUUUGCUGUAUCCCAUAUGUUUGGUAUGUUGUUUUGUUAUCCUCAUUUACUUCCAGAAAGUUUUUGAUUUCUCUUUUGAUUUCUUCUGUGACCCAGUGUUCAUUCAGGAGCAUGUUGUUCAAUCUCCAUGUGUUUGCGUAUGCUCUAGGGAUUCUUGAGUUGCUAAUUUCCAACUUCAUUCCUUUAUGGUCUGAGAACCUGCAUGGUAUGAUUCUAAUUCUUUUGAGUUUGUUGAGACUUGCUUUAUGGCCUAGUAUGUGGUCAAUCCUAGAGAAGGUUCCAUGUACUGCUGAGAAGAAUGUAAAUGCUUUAUAUGUAGGAUGAAAAGUUCUAUAGAUAUCUAUUAGAUCCAUUUGGGCUGUAGUGUCGUUUAAAUCUGCUGUUUCCUUGUUGAUCUUCUGUCCUGUUGAUCUGUCUAUUUCUGAGACUGGAGUAUUGAAGUCCCCCAGUACUAUUGUUUUGGGAUCUAAGUCUGCCUUUAAGUCCCUUAACAAAUCUUUUAAAUAAACCGGUGCCGUGUAAUUAGGUGCAUAUAGAUUGAUAAUCAUUAUAUCUUCCUGUUGAAUGGAUCCCUUAAUCAUUAUAUAGUGCCCCUCUUUGUCUCUCUUAACACUUUUUGUGUUAAAGUUUAUGUUGCCCAAUAUUAAGAUGGCUACACCCACUCUUUUUUCAUUUCUGUUGGCAUGGUAUAUCUUUUUCCAGCCUUUCACUUUCAGUCUGUAUGCAUCUUUGUUGGAAAGAUGUUUUUCUUGUAAGCUGUGAAUCACUAGUUCCGGAAGAGUUUCCUCUGCUAUUUCUUCCCCUACUCUUCCCUGAACCUGCAGUAUCUCCACUUUUAUUAAACUGUUUCUCCCCGGACUAUCAGUGUGCUCCCUUCCUAUUCUGCCAUCUUGCCGCACUCCUCUGGGCUUCUUUAUUAAAAAAUUUUUUUAUUUAUUUGAAAAUCAGAAUUCUAGAGAGAGGGGGAGAGACAGAGAUCUUUCAUCCACUGACUCACUCUCCAAGUGGCCCCUCCAGGAGCUUCAUCCAGAUCUCCCACAUGGGUGGCAGGAGCCCAAACAUUUGCCCCAUCUUCUGAUGGUUUUCCCAGACCAUUGGUAAGAAGCUGGAUCAGAAGAGGAGCAGCCAGGACUUGAACCAGCACCCAAAUGGGAUGCUAAUGUCUCACAUAUGCUUUACCCAUUGUGCCACAAUACCAGCACAGGGAAUGCUAGUUUUUUUGUUGUUGUUGUUUUGAUUUGGUGGUGCUAAUGGGAUGGUUGGAGAGAAAAGCAUUCUUGAAAUUGAAGUAGAGCUUUUCACCAAGAUGGCGCCAAAGGUGAAGAAGGAAGCUCCUGCCCCUCCUAAAGUUGAAGCCAAAGCAAAGGCCCUAAAGGCCAAGAAGGCAGUGCUGAAAGGCAUCCACAACCACAAGAAGAAGAAGAUCCGCACGUCCCCCACCUUCCGGCGGCCCAAGACACUACGCCUCCGAUGGCAGCCCAAAUACCCUCGGAAGAGCACCCCCAGGAGAAACAAGCUUGACCAGUAUGCCAUCAUCAAGUUCCCCCUGACCACGGAGUCGGCCAUGAAGAAGAUAGAAGACAACAACACACUGGUGUUCAUUGUGGAUGUCAAGACCAACAAGCACCAGAUAAAACAAGCUGUGAAGAAACUCUAUGACAUUGACAUGGCCAAAGUCAACACCCUGAUCAGACCCGACGGAGAGAAGAAGGCGUGUGUGCGGCUGGCUCCUGACUGUGAUGCUCUGGACGUUGCCAACAAAAUUGGGAUCAUCUGAACGGAGUGCAGCUGGCUAAUUCUAAAUAUAUGUUUUUUCACCAUAAAAAAAAAAAGAAAUUGAAGUAGAGCAGCCAGCAUCACGGCUCAAUAGGCUAAUCCUCUGCCCGUGGCGCCAGCAUACCGGGUUCUAGUCUCGUUAAGGGCGCCAGAUUCUAUCCCGGUCGCUCCUCUUCCUGUCCAGCUCUCUGCUGUGGCCCGGGAAGGAGGAUGGCCCAAGUGCUUGGGCCCUGCACCUGCAUGGGAGACCAGGAGAAGCACUUGGCUCCUGGCUUUGGAUCCGCGCGGUGCACACCGGCCACAGAGGCCAUUGGGGGGUGAACCAAAGGAAAAGGAAGACCUUUCUCUCUGUUUCCCUCUCUCACUGUCCACUCUGCCUGUCAAAAAAAAAAGGAAAUUGAAGCAGAGCUCUACAUAACUCCUGGAGUGCAUCAAUCUUUGCCCAAAUUACAUGAAUUUUUUGAAACAAAUAACUUCUUAGGAGCUCAAUUUAAUUCCCAGUGCAACUUAGUAUCUUGCCUUCUAGUUUGAUCCAAUGAUUGAAAGCUAAAAUAAUGCAGGGGCAUGGCAUCUAACAAAAUUAUGUGCCACACACUGAAAUUUAAAAGAACAAUGCAUUAUCAAAAGGAAUGGCAAUUGACAGUCCCCUAAGUGCCCGGUGGGGAGAAAGAAAACAUUGAUGAUGAUUUGUUUUAGGGACUGGAUUCUUUUCAAAAAUGAUAUCCAGUGACACUAAAUUUGAUUUUUUUUUUGACAGGCAGAGUUAGUGAGAGAGAGAGAGAGAGAGAGAGAGAAAGGUCUUCCUUCCAUUGGUUCACCCCCCAAAUGGCUGCUACGGCCAGUGCACUGCGCCGAUCCGAAGCCAGGAGCCAGGCGCUUCCUCCUGGUCUCCCAUGCAGGUGCAGGGCCCAAGCACUUGGGCCAUCCUCCACUGCCUUCCUGGGCCACAGCAGAGAGCUGGACUGGAAGAGGAGCAACUAGGACAGAACCGGCACCCCAACCGGGACUAGAACCCAGAGUGCCAGCACUGCAGGCGGAGGAUUAGCCUAGUGAGCCACGGCGCCGGCCUAAAUUUGAUUUUUUUUAAACUGUGCAAAGAUCAUUUCAAACUUGUAUUUUAGUCCUGCCCUAUUCUAACUUAAAGUAUCUGCUUCGCAUCGUAGCAAUACAUUCGUUCCUCCAUCCUAGGAAGACCAGGUAAUAUCACCCAUCUUCUCUACCCAAAUCCCUCAUAACAGGGAUGACUGAAGAGCUCAGAGACAGGGAGAGCAAAGCUGUUAUACUUGUGUUACUGUGAAAGCUAACACCGUGGGCGCCACAUUCAAUUCUUAGUGUCAGUGGAUUUGCCAACACUUCACCCCACAAUUGAACUUACUCAUCCAUCACAGGUUUUCCCCCAGGUGCAAAGCCUGCCCUGCUGAAUACAGGAUGUGGCCCAGAAAGCAGACAUGAGUGAUGUUAGCUUACUGUGAGGAAGGCCUUCUGUGCAUUACAGCAUGCCCGUCACGUUAUCCCACACUCAGCAAUCAAAUGCCUACAUUUUCCAAAAAGAGGGAUCUGAGUGUUAAUCGUUCCAAGUCCUUCUUCCUGGAAAUAACAGCAUCAGAGGAAAGUGUCCUCCCCCUGCCAACCUCAAGUAUUUUUCGGGCAACUUCUCUUAAAUGCUCUUUCUAGGUCAAUUCUGUCUGGAUGGGCUCUGGAAGAUACCUGUUCCAGCCUUAGUGCAUGUCUUUAAUCUCAUUCUGAAUCCUCCAGUUUACCAGGUCUUUGUGUUCAAUUCAGUCUCCUUGUUGAUGCAGUUAUGGUCUUAGGGAGCACCCAUCUCCUGUAAGCUCUGUAGCUUCCAAACUCUUCCCUGCUCCUUCCCUCCCUCUGGUCUGCCCAAUUUCUUCCACUCCUCUGUUAUGAUUGUCCAGCCUGUUUCUUCAGCUUCCCCCCUAUUCUUCCUAAGUAGUUCAACCCUAGUAGUCAAAGGACUCCUGCUCCACAGGGGACCAGUCUAGAUUACAUCCUCCAUGCAGUUCCUGGGACUCACCCUAGUCCCAGAGUACUUUACUGAAGGCUCAAUCUGUAGGACACCAAGGAAGGCACGCUUGUGUGAUUAUGAGUGAUGAGGUAACCUUGCAAUAUCAGCAGAAAUUCUCUACUGAAUCCUCUGCUGGUUUCCAUUACACCCACCAAAUUUCAGAGUUUUCCCAACUAUGAUACAUUAAAAAUUUUUCUGAAUAGGAUAUAUCAUUAUAAUUUUAAAAUAUAAAUGUCUACUUCCCCUAUCUCUGAUCUCACUCACAAAGAUGUUCCCCAAGGUCCCUGGAUCAAUGUGGUUUUUCCUGUGUUGGUUCUGGAAUCUUAGAUCUUUGAGCUUCUAAGUGCAUUCCACCCUCCAUCAGCUCUUCCCAGCCAUUUCUCCUUUUAUAGUUUCCCUUUCCUUCUGCUUUCUCAGACUUUCUCCAGACUUGUUUCAUAUUUAUUUUGUGACAGGCACUGUGACAGGAAGAGCUCCCCCAAAAAGAAGUCAAAACCUGUGUCUUCAGCAAGGUGCAGUGUGAAGGCUGAUGGGAGAGACCUAACCUGGGUUAGUGUGGGAAUGGAGGCACUGAAUGCCUCUGAAAUGGGUUUUUGGAGUUAAGGUAGAACCUGGUAGAAGCCAGGUGUAAAUAGGGCAGGUGUGUGAUUAAAUCUGCAGUUGAGAGAAGUCCAAAUGACUGCAGGAGGCAAGACAGGGAUGGUAUGAUAGAUGUUUAACACAUCACAUUCUAGAAGGACGAAUAAGCCAAAAAUCCCACACUUGUGAUUAUUAAUCUCCAUGAUGUGAAUUAUUCCACCAUGAUUGAUUACAAGCUACUAAUAUGACAGCAGCCAUAUAUCCCCAUCUGGCCCAGGUUUAAGCCCUUCUUGGAGCCUAUUCUUAUAACAGUAUCUAUAACAAUGGCCUGAAGUCUGGAUUUUUGUGUUAGAUGGCAGGGCGGGGGCGGGGGUCACCACCAUGAUUGCUCUCUAAAAAGCGUAAACCUAAUAUUUUGCUGCUAUGGUUGGGAUUGCAAAGUAGGACAUUCUCAAAAGUGUAAGUUUCUUUGGUCAUGGUGAUGGUAUUGUUUCACCAGUGAUAAUGAAGUUAUAUUAGUUAAAUAGUUCAUAAGUUAAUAAGUACCCAAGGUGUGCUAGGUGUAAUUUGAUAUGAAUACCUUUCUGACAUUUUGUGUGGACUAGGAAAUCCUUCUAAGAAAGGUGUUAUUUUUUCACUGCCUUCUUUUCCAACUCUUGAUUCUUCUACUUCUCAUUCUUCUUUUUAAAAACAAGAUAAUGGGGCCGGCGCUGUGGCGCAGUGGGUUAAAACCCUGGCCUGCGGUGCCAGCAUCCCAUAUGGGCACCGGUUCAAGACCCAGCUGCUCCACUUACAAUCCAACUCUCUGUUAUGGCCUGGGAAUACAGUAGAAGAUGGCCCAAGUCCUUGGGCCCUGCACCUGUGUGGGAGGCCCCAAAGAAGCUCCUGGCUCCUGGCUUCAGAUUGGCGCAGCUCUGGCCGUUGCAGCCAUUUGGGGAGUGAACCAGCAGAUGGAAGAUCUCUCUCUCUCUCUGCCUCUCCUCUCUCUGUGUAACUCUGACUUUCAAAUAAAUAAAAUAAAUCUUUAAAAAAGGAAAAAAAAAGAUAAUUAGGACCAACACUGUGGUACAGGAGGUUAAGCAGCUGCCUAUGACAUUGGCAUCCUAUUCGAGUGUUGGUUUGAGUCCUGCUUAUUCCAUUCCUGGUCCAGCUCCCUCCUAAUGUGUCUUGGAAGGCAGAAGAAGAUGGUCUAAGUAUAUGGGUCCCUGCCACCCACGUGGAAGACCUAGAAGAAGCUUCUGGCUCCUGGCUUUGGCCUGGCCCAGGCCUGGCAAUUGUGGCCAUUUGGGGAGUGGAUGGAAGAUUGUCUAUCUAUAUCUAUAUCUCUCUCUUCCCCCUUCUCUCUCUCUCUCCCUCUCUGUCUCUCUGUUUCUGCCUCUUUCUUUGCAAAUCGGGCCUUUCAAAUAAAUAAAUAAAUAAAUCUUUUUAAAAAUAAAACCCAGAUAAUUGAAGCUUACAGGUAUUUACCUUCCUUAAGAUACAUUACUAGCAAAUUCAGAGCCAAAAUGUGACCCUAGGUCAUAGCCAAGUCUAGAUAUGGAUGACACUACUCCAGCAUCCCCCCUGAUUUCUUCCCUAGACUUUAUUGUAGGUUUCUCAUUCAUGGAAAUAGAAUAUGCUAGAAUUUCCCUGAAGGAGGCUGAUGGAAGAAUCAAAAUAAGGGCUCUCAAGCUAAGUUCCUUUUCUUGGAAACAGUUUUUCCACAACAGGCAGCCAACUUAGAACUAAGCUCAGGGGCUAGGUCUCUGUGCCCAUCUGUCAUAAAUGGACCUUCGGACCCUACUCCAAGUGACUCCACAUUUGUUUCCCAUUUUCCAUCUGAAUCUCCAACCCUGCAGCCCUCUUGAGUCUUAGGUUGUCACUGCACAAUUGCCCUGAGGUUCCUUUAACUUUCUACCAUGUUUACUCCUGUCAAUACAUCUUUAGUGCCUAUAUUUCCUACCAGAAAGCAAGAAGGUGGAUCUCAUUCUCCCAUGGGUUCCCAGCACUCCCACACUGACCUGCACUUUGUAACAACUGAGCAAUUUAUUUUUG